UAAGCAUUUCUUUUCUUUUUUGUUCCUAUUGUUUGUUUGUGAGCCAUUUUCUCCAACACCACCACACAUUUUGCCUACCACCCACUGCCACCACCAUAGCCACCGCGGCCGUCGUCGUCCUCCACCAAGACCCACUACCACCACCAUACUUUUUUCCCUCUUUUUUGUUGUUCUAGUUUCUUCAAAGUUGUUGGUUGGAAUCUUUUUGUUGUUUAAGUUUCUUUAGAGUUAGAGAAAACUCUUAUUCAGAUUUGGCUUCUUGUGCAAAAGGACUUGAGGAUCAUGGGCUGAAUCAUUGUUAACUACUCACUUAUUGUGAUAAGUUUGGAAUUUAUAUUUUUGGAAAGUUCUUGAAGGUAUAAAUGAAAAUGAAAGGUUUAGUUAUACGUGACGUUUCGGUAAGGUCGUCACAACAAGCCUCUAAUGAAGAUGUGGAUCAUGAGUCACAACAAGAAAUUGGCCAAUCAUCCACAGUUAAUCCAUCAAAUGCACCAAAUCCAGUUGUGCCGCUUCCAGUACGUGCUACUUGUGGUGCUAGCAAGUACUCAUUCAUUUGGAAUCUCCCUGAAAAUCACAAGAUUGAAUUGCCAUUAACAAGUUCAAAUCAGCCAAUUAAGAAGGCAGGGAGGAACUUCACAGGUUGGUUGGGUACAAUUGCAUGAAAACCCCAUUUGUGCCCAAUUAAGUAUAAGAAUUGGACAAGAAUGCCAGAUGAAUUUAAGGAACAAAUAUGGGAUAUUGUUCAGUCAAAAUGGAUUUUGCCUGAAGAACCUACUAAGUUGGAGGCAAUGAAGAAUAGGACAUUGUCCUUAAUUGCAAAAUCUUGGAAGAACCACAAGUCAGCUUUGAAGAAGAAGUAUUUCCUAGGAAGAGGAAAUAGAGCACGAGUACCACCAAAUGUAAUUUCUGAAGAUUAUGAAGACCUUGUUCAGUAUUGGAGUUUACCAAAAACGAAGGAGCUUGCUUUGAAAAACAAGAACAGUCGUUCUAAGCAAACAAAUAUGCAUACUGGUGGUUCAAAAAACUUUGCUUCAUAUGCAGAAGAAAUGGUAACAACGCUUGGGCAUCCUGUAGAGCGUGCGGAUGUAUAUGUAAAACUCCAUCUUCAUAAAGAUGGUACUCCAGUUAACACCGUAGCAGAAGGCAACAUUGAAAAAAUCAACGAACUGUUGAGUGAGUCCUCAAAUCGUGUGCAAUCAUCUGACCUUACUGGUAGUAUUGCAUGGGCACCAAAUGAUGUAUAUGCUCAAGUGUUUGGUAAUGAGCGCAAUGGUCGUGUUCGAGGUGUGGGAUUUGGCCCAACUCCAAGUAUGCAUCCUGCCAAGAGCACUCCUGCAAUUGCUCAAGUAAGAAGCCAAGAAAGGGAUGCUAAAGUGACUCAGUUGAAGAAUCAAGUGGCUUCUUUGACGGAGAAAGUGAAUCGUUAUGAAAACUUGGAGGAGCAAAUGACCCAAUUGAUGCAACUAGUGCAAAAUCAGCAAAAUCAUUUUUCAGAAGCUAGUCGGGGUGGUUUCGGUUUAGAUCAUCAAUCUCCAACUCCUUACAGGUCAUAGGCUUCAUCCCAUCAAGAAACUAGCAUAUAGCGGUACAUGCAAUGUUUUAAGGACUCCAUGGGCUACUACAUAGUUAUUUUGAACAACCACAAUUAUUUUGGAACUAUUGUACUUUGUUUAUAAUAUUAUCAUAGUUUGGGUGGUGGUUCUUUUUUGGUAUAGGUAGACAAGUGUUUUGUUACAACCACAUUUAUUUUGGAAGUAUUGUACUUUGUUUAAUAUUGUCAUAGUUUAGGUGGUUGUUUUUAUAUGUAGGUAGACAAGUAUUUUGUUCAA
Messenger RNA from Quercus robur (English oak), 1829 nucleotides. RefSeq lists its product as uncharacterized. The transcript is spliced from 11 exons. The record is from RefSeq and is a predicted model, not a curated record. The coding region runs from base 705 to 1553 and encodes 282 amino acids. Lineage: Eukaryota; Viridiplantae; Streptophyta; Magnoliopsida; Fagales; Fagaceae.